Messenger RNA from Haliaeetus leucocephalus (bald eagle), 1373 nucleotides. RefSeq names its product solute carrier family 35 (UDP-GlcA/UDP-GalNAc transporter), member D1 (gene SLC35D1). NCBI's taxonomy places the organism in Eukaryota, Metazoa, Chordata, Aves, Accipitriformes, Accipitridae. The transcript has 9 exons. The coding region runs from base 1 to 1032 and encodes 343 amino acids. Gene Ontology annotation, molecular function: antiporter activity; GDP-fucose transmembrane transporter activity. Gene Ontology annotation, cellular component: Golgi apparatus. The record is from RefSeq and is a predicted model, not a curated record.
AUGCACGGCGAGGGUUUCGUUGGGGAUUUGGGGUCAGGCCGGGUCGCGCCAGCAGUGGGAGCGCAGGGAGACGGGCCCGUGGGCACACGGGACUCAGUGUUUUGGGGAGGGACGCGGGUCUGGCCCUCACCCGCCGUGGGUGAGGGUGGGGGGUCCCCCACCCUGACGAGGUCUGACGUGAGCGACGCCUUUUUCGGGUGCGGGAGGAAUGCCGUUUCCCUAAGGAAACCGGCAGGCUCGCCGACGGCUCUGUUCUCCGGAGCCCUUAUCCCGGCGCCCGCUCCGGGCGUUGCUCUGUGGGUGGCCCCGGAGCUGCGUUUCGGCUCUUUCACCCUGCCGAACCCUUUCCCUCGCAGCCUGCCGAUGUUCACCGUCCUGCGAAGGUUUUCCAUCCUGUUUACAAUGUUUGCCGAAGGAUUCUUGCUCAAGAAGAAGUUUUCUUGGAGUGUUCAGAUGACAGUAUUUGCUAUGAUCAUCGGGGCGUUCGUAGCUGCUAGUGCUGACUUGGCAUUUGAUCUGGAAGGAUAUAUUUUUAUCCUUAUUAACGAUGCCUUAACAGCUGCAAACGGUGCCUAUGUGAAACAGAAGCUGGAUUCAAAGGAGCUGGGAAAAUACGGUCUGCUGUAUUACAAUGCACUGUUUAUGAUCCUUCCCACCUUGACCAUUGCCUACUUCACCGGAGAUGCGCAGAAGGCAAUGGAGUACCAGGGCUGGGCAGACACGCUCUUCGUCGUGCAGUUUACGCUGUCGUGUGUAAUGGGGUUUAUUUUGAUGUACUCCACGGUUCUUUGCACUCAGUAUAAUUCUGCUCUUACAACUACAAUAGUUGGCUGCAUUAAGAAUAUUUUAAUAACCUAUAUUGGGAUGUUUUUUGGAGGAGACUAUAUUUUUACAUGGACGAACUUCAUUGGUUUAAAUAUCAGUAUUGCUGGAAGCCUGGUGUAUUCCUACAUCACUUUUACGGAGGAGCAAAUGAGCAAGCAGUCUGAAGCUGGCAUCAAGAUGGAUAUUAAAGGAAAAAGCUCUGUGUGACCAGGGAGAGGCUUUUUCUGGAAGCAACCUAUUUCUGUUCAGCUGAUCACGGGCAGAACGCGGGAAGGAAUCCGGGGUGUCUGCCAUGGAGUAACGGUGAUGCUCUUAAUUUGCACAACCUAGAUUGCUGCCUUUACAAAUUAUUGGGACGAUAACUGACUGCACGGUGAAGAAUAUAUCUAAUUAAGUCUGAUUGUGGGGAAUUAAUGGGUUUCUAAUCACGCUGAGAUUUGGCAGUAGAGAUUGGCACAGGCAGCGUACACGUUUGAAUCGUGGAGGACUGUGCCAGCUCGGAGGGCCGUACCCCGAGCAUCCUUGGCUGCGUCUGGGAUGGGGGCUGG